This is a messenger RNA of Tetranychus urticae (two-spotted spider mite), 1408 nucleotides long. The record is from RefSeq and is a predicted model, not a curated record. Lineage: Eukaryota; Metazoa; Arthropoda; Arachnida; Trombidiformes; Tetranychidae.
UCUCUUAUUUACUCCAAUUACUCUUGCAUGCAACUUUCCUUCCAAACAUUCCACUGCUGUAAACUUGAGACCUUUGUUUAACCAGAUCCAGCCAUAACAAAGUUUCAUCGUCAAUUCAUGUUUAAGUGUCUGGAUGGGUUUAAUCACUUCAAUCUUCUAGUCGUUAAUCUACUGUUUAAUCCGUAUGCAACUGUCUUUUGUUUCUAAGUUUUGCUCGUCAAGUUUUGAAAUUGAAACUGAAGAUAAUGAUAAUGAUAAUCUUCUCAAGGGAGAUCGUACCACUUUAAAAGGAGUUAAAUGUUAAUUUCGCUUCAAUUUUCAACUUAUAAUGACCCAAAGCUGGUCUGUUUUAGAUUUUGGAAACAACUUUGCAGUUUACAUUCAGUUACUUCGUCUUCUUUCAGCCUUUUUCAGCUUAUUUUUGUGUUUUAUAUUUCCUUAAAGAUGACCAUCAUGGAGAACUCGAAAUAUAACUCAAUUGUUGAAGACUUCAGACAAUUGAGACAAACCAUUAAAGCUGUUGAUAUUCAAGAUGUUUUGGACGCCUUAUUUGAAAAAUAUUCAAAAGAAGGAUAUGAAGAGAAGCUCAUUUUGAGUUUGAUCAUGUAUGUACAUCAAAGUGAUACAAGAGCUAAAGUUGGAAAAGUUGACUGGGCUAAAGCCUAUGACGAUUAUAAAAAUGGAAAAGGUACCAUUCUUGAGAUCGCCAAAGAGCUGGAUAUUAGUCCAACAAUCGUAGCCAAAAGAUUUCUUCUCAAUAUUAGUGAUAAACUCACUGUUAAGCAGUGGUUACAAGACACUAAUGAAAUUCCCAAUGGAGAACUUGCAGUUCAAGUAAUGAUGGCUCAAUAUGCAGAUCCCAUUUUCGGCCAACUUUCCCAUUGUGUUAUGCGUAACGCUGGAGAACUAUUUGAAUAUGAAGUUGCUCAGAUUCUUAAGAAAGCUCAAAUUUCUUACGCUUCAGAAAAUUCACUAAGGACGAAAGAAUUCGAUGUUACUCCAGACUUCAAACUAAACAUUCCAAUCGAGAUAGUCUUAUCAUCAGACAAUACAAAAGCGUACAUUUUACCUCCUGUAAAAUUACCUCUAUGUCAGUUGUGUUCAACUGAUGAAUUUUCAAGAUCAAGAAUUUUCAUUUCUUGGAUAGAAUGUAAAGCUCUUUUCGCCUCUGGACACUGCCACAAGGACUAUCUCAAGUAUCAGUUCAAUUCGUAUGCCAAUAGAUUCGGUCGUGGUCUGAUCUUGUACAAAUAUGGAUGUACCCGUAGUGUGAUGAAGAGAGAUCCCAAGCUAAUAAUUGCUGAAGAGCUAGUCUAUCAUGAAUGUGCAAAUCAAUUGGCAAACCUUCGUUUGUAAUUCGUAUCUGUGAUUUCAAGUUUAUUUAAAUUUGUGAUAUCUUGUACAAUAA